CCCUCCACCCACCCACCCCGCGAAGUUGGUGGCCGGGGCCGAGCCCCAGCCCCGUGCAAAGUUUGCAUUUUCUUUUUCCCUCCGAGAAUCCUCGAAACUCUCCCUUUCCCCUCAGGAAGGAGCCCGGAGGAGGAUGUCGGCGACUGAGCUACUAGGCUUGGGCUCCGGCCCCGGCCCCCCGGCUCCCGGCCCGGCCCUGCCGCCUCCUCCUCCUCCUCCUCCUCCUUCUGCUGCUCCUCCUCUAAAGCCAAGUCCUUCUUUGCUAAUAGGGUGCAGACGCCGCUCUCUUGCCUUCUGGAGGAGACGGGACCUUUAGCAGGGAACACUGGACUCUUCCCCAACUCUGUCAGCAGGGUCCCGGUGACCGUUUAAAAAGAAUGGCUUGUAGUUGGGGAAAAAGAAGAAGAAGGAAGAAAAACCAAAUCCUGUUACCCACGGAAGCCAUGUUAUGAUCCACAAGUGUAUUUCAUUUAGACACUUUGUUGUUAUCCUGAACUGACUGGUGGAGACAGGGUCUUAGUCUGUCUGGUUUUUGUGAAUGGUUCGUUCGCUGGUGUUACCACUAAUGUUGUAGUCAUAUUUCAUUUUGUUAGCAUCUCUCUUUUGUAGGGUCUGGUGAAAUCUGUCUUCAGUUUGCGCCCUCCUCAUCUGUUUGAUAGUUCUACACCUUUAGGGGUUUGUUGCAUUUUGAGGGGAGAGAAGAUUUAGGAAGGGUGAACAGGUAUUGAUUUACUGAAGGUGCUCGUGAGCAAUUGUCUCUCUCCGUUACAAACAACAACCACCACAGCAACACACACUAACUUCUCAGUCUUUCCGUAGGGAGUUAGUGUGUGUGUAUUGGUCUCUUUUUAGGCUCUGCUUAGAAGAAGCCAGUUAAAACCACUGUUCCAUUCGGAUUAGUUCAGUGUCCACUUCACCGGUGAGACCUUCCAAGAUGAAAGGGGAGUUGAAAGUCUCUUUGAGUCCUGGGAUUUUAUGCUGAUGCUGACUUCAAGGGAAGAGCCCUGUUCAUUUGGAUUGCCCUGUGGGUAGAGGCCAGGGUUGUUCCCUCUACUGAAGGAAGUGAAACCAUCAACACACUUGCCCAGGCCAUAGACAACUUUUUGUUAUACCUGGCUGUGCUCAUUGCCUGGAAGGAACCUUUUGGGCAAAAGCAUUGAAGUCCAAAAUCUAUGGGGAAGGAGCCAACUCUCUCGUGUUGCCUUCUGCUUCCUGAGGAGAAAGAAGACAACUCAGGAGAGGCUUUCUUGACGGUCAUCUCAACAGAAGAGUGAGAGAUGGAACCCGAGGAAGAGAGAAUCCGCUAUAGCCAGAGACUGCGUGGCACAAUGCGGAGACGCUACGAAGAUGAUGGGAUUUCUGAUGAUGAAAUUGAAGGAAAAAGGACUUUUGACUUGGAUGAAAAACUCCACACCAACAAAUACAAUGCCAGUUUUGUCACCUUUAUGGAAGGAAAAGAUUUUAAUGUAGAAUACAUCCAGCGGGGUGGCUUGAGAGACCCUCUGAUUUUCAAGAAUUCUGAUGGACUUGGAAUAAAGAUGCCAGAUCCAGACUUCACUGUGAAUGAUGUGAAAAUGUGUGUAGGGAGUCGUCGAAUGGUGGAUGUCAUGGAUGUGAACACCCAGAAAGGUAUUGAAAUGACUAUGGCCCAAUGGACCCGCUAUUAUGAGACUCCAGAGGAAGAGCGUGAGAAACUCUAUAAUGUCAUCAGCCUGGAAUUCAGCCACACCAGACUGGAGAACAUGGUGCAGAGGCCUACCACGGUGGAUUUUAUCGAUUGGGUAGACAAUAUGUGGCCAAGGCAUUUGAAGGAAAGCCAGACAGAGUCCACAAAUGCCAUCUUGGAGAUGCAGUACCCUAAAGUACAGAAGUACUGUCUCAUGAGCGUCCGAGGCUGCUACACAGACUUUCACGUGGACUUUGGUGGCACCUCUGUGUGGUACCACAUUCACCAGGGGGGAAAGGUCUUCUGGCUCAUACCACCUACGGCCCAAAAUCUAGAACUGUAUGAGAAUUGGCUGCUGUCAGGGAAACAGGGAGACAUCUUCCUGGGUGACCGGGUGUCAGAGUGCCAGCGCAUUGAGCUCAAGCAGGGAUACACCUUUGUUAUCCCCUCAGGCUGGAUUCAUGCAGUAUACACCCCCACAGACACAUUAGUGUUUGGGGGCAACUUUUUGCACAGUUUUAACAUCCCCAUGCAGCUCAAAAUCUACAAUAUUGAAGAUCGAACACGGGUCCCAAAUAAGUUCCGUUAUCCCUUCUACUAUGAGAUGUGUUGGUAUGUGUUAGAACGAUACGUCUACUGCAUCACCAAUCGCUCCCACCUGACCAAGGAUUUCCAAAAAGAAUCCCUCAGCAUGGAUUUGGAGUUAAAUGGUUUGGAGUCUGGAAGCGUAGAUGAAGAGACUUCAGAGAGGGAGCCAAGGCGGCUGAGCAGCCGACGCUCUAUCCUUACCAGCCCCAUGGCCAAUGGAGUCAACAUGGAUUAUGAUGGGCUAAGCAAAACCUGUCGGAAUCUGCAAGGGCUGAAGAGAACCUUGUCUGUGGACUCCUCCUCAGAGUCUGGCCGGAGCUCACACAAUGGUCAAGUGUGGGAUCCUCAGUGUAGCCCUCGGAAGGACAAACAGGUUCACCUCACUCAUUUUGAGCUGGAAGGACUCCGGUGCCUUGUGGAUAAGCUAGAGUCACUGCCAUUACACAAGAAAUGUGUACCAACUGGGAUUGAAGAUGAAGACGCCCUCAUCGCCGAUGUCAAGAUACUGCUUGAGGAGCUCGCGCAUAGUGAUCCCAAGUUAGCCCUCACUGGGGUCCCCAUAGUACAGUGGCCCAAAAGGGACAAGCUUAAAUUCCCUACCCGGCCAAAGGUGCGGGUCCCCACCAUUCCCAUCACAAAGCCUCACACCAUGAAGCCUGCUCCUCGACUGACCCCAGUGAGACCUGCUGCCUCACCCAUCGUCUCCGGAGCCCGGAGGAGACGGGUUCGAUGCCGAAAAUGCAAGGCCUGUGUUCAGGGCGAGUGUGGAGUGUGCCACUACUGCCGAGACAUGAAGAAGUUCGGGGGACCUGGUCGCAUGAAGCAAUCGUGUGUCCUUCGCCAGUGUCUGGCACCCCGACUGCCUCAUUCGGUCACGUGUUCUCUCUGUGGAGAGGUGGAUCAGAAUGAGGAGACCCAGGACUUUGAAAAGAAGCUCAUGGAAUGCUGCAUCUGCAAUGAGAUCGUUCAUCCUGGCUGCCUGCAGAUGGAUGGAGAAGGGCUGCUCAAUGAUGAGUUGCCUAAUUGCUGGGAAUGCCCAAAGUGCUACCAGGAGGACACCUCAGAGAAAGUGCAGAAGCGUAAAAUGGACGACAGCGAUGAGGAUGUAGUCCAGGCCAAAGUCCUGCGGCCCCUGCGGAGCUGUGACGAGCCCCUCACCCCACCCCCGCACUCGCCCACUGCCAUGCUCCAGCUCAUCCAUGACCCAGUGUCCCCUCGAGGCAUGGUGACCCGCUCGUCUCCCGGAGCCGGCCCCAGCGACCACCACAGUGCCAGCCGGGACGAGCGCUUCAAACGGCGGCAGCUGCUGCGGCUUCAGGCCACAGAGCGAACGAUGAUGCGAGAAAAGGAGAACAACCCCAGUGGCAAGAAGGAGCUGUCUGAAGUCGAGAAGGCCAAAAUCCGGGGCUCCUACCUCACGGUCACUCUGCAGAGGCCCACCAAAGAGCUGCACGGAACGUCCAUCGUGCCCAAGCUGCAGGCCAUCACAGCCUCCUCCACCAACCUCCGCCAUUCGCCCCGGGUGCUGGUGCAGCACUGUCCGGCCCGAGCUCCCCAGCGUGGGGAUGAGGAGGGCCUGGCCGGAGACGAGGACGAGGACGACGAGGAGGAGGACGAGGAGGACAGUGCGGAGGAGGGCGGGGCGGCCCGACUGAACGGGCGGGGCAGCUGGGCCCAGGACGGGGACGAGAGCUGGAUGCAGCGUGAGGUCUGGAUGUCCGUCUUCCGCUACCUCAGCCGCAGAGAACUUUGCGAGUGUAUGCGGGUGUGCAAGACAUGGUAUAAAUGGUGCUGUGACAAGAGACUUUGGACAAAGAUUGAUUUGAGCAGGUGCAAGGCCAUUGUCCCCCAGGCCCUGAGCGGCAUCAUCAAGAGGCAGCCGGUCAGCCUGGACCUCAGUUGGACCAACAUCUCGAAAAAGCAGCUGACCUGGCUCGUCAACAGGCUUCCAGGCCUCAAAGAUCUCCUCUUAGCAGGCUGCUCCUGGUCUGCAGUCUCUGCUCUCAGCACCUCCAGCUGCCCCCUUCUCAGGACCCUUGACCUUCGGUGGGCCGUGGGAAUCAAGGACCCUCAGAUUCGAGACUUGCUGACCCCACCAACCGAUAAGCCUGGUCAGGACAAUCGCAGCAAGCUCCGGAACAUGACCGAUUUUCGGCUGGCCGGCCUGGACAUCACGGAUGCCACCCUCCGCCUCAUCAUCCGACACAUGCCGCUCCUGUCUCGACUCGACCUUAGUCACUGCAGCCACCUUACGGAUCAGUCGUCCAAUCUGCUCACGGCCGUCGGCUCUUCCACACGCAACUCCCUCACGGAAAUCAAUAUGGCGGGUUGCAAUAAGCUGACGGACCAGUCCCUGUUGUAUCUACGGCGCAUCUCCAACGUCACCCUGAUCGACCUUCGAGGCUGCAAGCAGAUCACGCGGAAGGCCUGCGAGCAUUUCAUCUCUGACCUGUCCAUCAACAGCCUCUACUGCCUGUCUGAUGAGAAGUUGAUCCAGAAGAUCAGCUAAAACCCACUCAGCCCCAGACUGAACAGGAAACAGAACCCCCCUCCCACUCCCCACUGCGGAGAGCUGCUCCCCCAUUCUGCACGGGCUUCGAGGCCGGCCUCCCGCUCCCCACUGCGGAGAGCUGCUCCCCCAUUCGGCGCGGGCUUCGAGGCCGGCCUCCCGCUCCCUCCGCUCUCCCAUCCCGGCCCCUUCUGGCACAGCAGGACGGGGCAGAGCGGGUGUUCCUGCCGCACGGUCCCACUGGCUGAGCACGAGGAUGACCGAGCUGCUCCCUGCUCUCCUUCCUCCCCUCCCUGCUUCCUUUCCUCCCUCUGACGAAAAAGGGAGACGACACCACAGGCGGUGCUGUUGAGGUGCUGACUCGGAGACCAAGCUCGCGGUUUGGGGUGCUGUGCCGAACCCCCUCCCCCUCUCCCAGCAGGGCCUGGGCCUGAGCGUGGCCCCUGGGAAAGGGGCCCAGCCUCAGAAGCUAGACUUUGCUGGGCGCUCGGCCCUGCCCAGCCGCGCCAAGGCCAGGCCUGCGAUCACACUGGUGCUGUUGAAUUUCCAGAGCCCCCGCCCUCUGCACCUUGGCCCGUCCCAGGCUCCCGGCUCGACAAACACUGUCCCCUGUACUUUGGCCGAGUCCACGUCAGAUUGCUGUGCACUUAAUUGGGCCGCUGCCCCGUGGACGCGCCGGGGCUCUUGGGACGAGCGGGCAGGCCCCCCACGGCCCCCUGCUGAAGGCCCUCCUCCCGCCCCGAGCUUCUUUUCUCUCUUUCUCAAGGGGGCUUUCCCUGGGUGUGUGUGCUUGGAGGGAGCGGGUGGGGGGUGGGGGGAGAACGAGGGCCAGACGUGGUCCCUGCUCUGCCGACUGCCUGCGAGGGUCUUGUCUUGUGUAUAGUCUGGUGACGCAAUCCUUGUUCUUCAGCUUAGAGAUAGACUGCGCUUCGGCUCUCCCCCCCACAGCGCUAGGCGCCUGGCCCCCGCCCCGGGGCCGGGGGUCCGCACGGGCCCGCGUGUAGGCGCCGGGGAGGGCCGGGGUCAGCGUGCGCCCCCUGCCCGCCGUGCCCGUCAGCUGCCCUCCCCGCCCCCUUUCUUUUGCAUUGAGCAGGCCGGUCCAAAGAUCCUCUCUCGGGCAGCAGAGAGCUUUUUGCACUUUAAAAAGAAAGAAAAGGUCGUGAUUUCUUUUUGGGUCAAUGUGGACGUGAGAGAGGAGGUGCUCACAGCAGCCGCCCUGGCAAGAGCUUACAAUGUUAUACGCAAAUUUGCACUCUGCUCCCCAGUCUGUAAGGAUGUUGAUAGAUAGCACAACCCGGUCCCCUUCCUUCCCGCCUCCCCUGCAGGCCCAGGCCUUCCCCUCGCCCUGCGCCGCCCUGCCCGCGGGAGGGAGGGAAGAGGAGCCCAGGCCAGGCGCCGCCUGCACCCUCGCUCUUCCCGAAGCAGGAGCGGGCGCAAGGGCUCCCCGGGGGGCGGUCGCCGCCGUGCCCACCUUUGACUCCUGUCUUCCAGGAAGAAGAGGCUCGGGAGGGGGUGGCAGCCCGUGGCACGGCUCCCGGCUGAUUGGCAGUGUGCCCCCUUCAGCCCUGGCCCCCACCCCGGGCAGAGGCCAUGUCAGGGACUUGAUUCCAGAGUGCCUCCGUAGGGGAACUUCUCGGUAAAGAAGCCUGGGUAUCGAGCAAAAACCUUUCUUAUUAAUAUUAUUAUUGCUAAUGACCUAGAAUUGGAAGCUUCCUGCCUUUUUUGGUUGCUCCUGUGGAAAAUACUGAAAGAAGACUUACUGUUUGUUUGUUUUUUGCCUUUUUGUGAAAGGGGAGGUGGAGAGACCCCCUCGCAGCAGGGAUUGUGCCGGGAGAGUGCCUCUGACUCGGGGGCGCCGUGGCCCCCAGACCCAUUUCCAAGCUGACCGGGGACUUGUCAUGUUCAGCUUGGAAACGCGGAAGCAUUUUCCCGUGCACAGAAAUCAGGAAUGGGAGCACACGAGCUUCCGCAGGCAGGCAGACACAUUCCCCCUGCUGGGUUAGCUCUCAUUGGGGGAGAAGAAGGGGGGGACAGGGGCCGCUCCCUGCCAGGCCGGCGCCGGCGGCAGGUCUUGAGCUGCCACAUCAGGGCCGGGGAGGGAAAAGGGCCUUCAGUCACGGGGCUCCCCCGGAAGCCCACACCUGGCUCCAGAGACAGCAGGGCGAGGCGCCGCCCCGGGCCCAGCCCCGGCCUCUGGCCUCCCUCCACCUUUCUGAGCACGGGGCUGACAACCACAGAGGAAAGGAAGAAAAAUGAUAUAUAUAUAUAAAUAUAUAUAUAAUAUAAAAUCACUUGGUGAUUCAAAAUAACUGCUCCAUAAAUAAAACUCCUAAAGUCACUAUGUUUAAAGGGUUUGGUCGUGCUUUUUGUUUCCCGGAGAAAUAUUGUAAAUAUCUAUUUUUUGUUGCUGAUUUAGAGUCAAUCUCCACUGUUGUGCUAAGAAUUUAAAUUAAAUGUAAGCAUUAAAGGGGAUAAGGCGUCUUUGGCAUCUCCGUGAACACCGGGGCUUCUUGGGGCGGGGCGGGGCCCGGAAGGAGGGGGAGCGGCUGGCAGGCGGCCCUCACUGGGUCCCGGAGAAGAGCGAGGCCGCCUGCUCUUGCUAUUACAGGGAUGGGAGAUAUUUGUGUAAUAAAUUUUAAGAUGGAAAAGAACUCUAAUGGAACAUUUUUAUUCAGGUGAGGGUUCUCGGAGGCUAUCGGGGUUUUCGUUUGUUUGUUUGGGGGAUUGAAUAAAAGAACAGUUUUUAAAAUUC
This is a messenger RNA of Monodelphis domestica (gray short-tailed opossum), 7515 nucleotides long. RefSeq names its product lysine demethylase 2A (gene KDM2A). NCBI's taxonomy places the organism in Eukaryota, Metazoa, Chordata, Mammalia, Didelphimorphia, Didelphidae. Gene Ontology annotation, molecular function: protein binding; DNA binding; zinc ion binding. The record is from RefSeq and is a predicted model, not a curated record.